GAAUUAUCUCCCGUAACAAGCUCUUGCGUCUGAAAUCCACGAUGAAAGUAAUGGUGGGCUACAGAAAUGGAAGUAACAUUAUCGUGAAAAUGUGAAGAACGUCCCGUUCCAAAAGAGUUUUUGUGUGCACUGUGGUGUGAAGAAAACACCUCUGUGUGAGGGCUUCAAUAUGGAGGUUAAUGAAGAGAAUGUGCAGAUGAUUUUGAGCAUGGGGUUCCCUUCCGAAGCAGAAGUACGAAGGGCCCUGCGUAUGGCCAAGAAUGAUCUCAGCGAUGCCGUAGCGAUUCUGACCAACGACCAUCCCGUUUCAUCGUAUGAUGCACUAGACGAUGUUUCUGAUAUUGAUAUGAAAAAUCCUCCAUCAAAGGCAGUUCAAGCACCAGUUUAUGGUCCUUCAUUGCCACCUUCAUACGAUGAGGCUAUCGACGUCCCUCAGAAUACGGUGGAAGAGGCAACAAAUGGAGAUGAGUGUGUUAUGGAAGAGAGCAACAGUCUUGAGUUCCCUGUGACUAACUUGUAUGAACUAGAAGGGAGAGUGUUUACUGAAAUGUGGAACAUCCCAUACAAGAAAGAAGAGUCCCUAGGGCGGUGUCUUCUAGCUGCUACCAGAUUAGCAGAAACAGGGCUCUGUGAAAGUGAUGAACACUGCAAGAGAUUUGUGGAGAGGUGUAUGCCAGAAGCUUUUCAAAAGCUAUUGACAUCAGUAGCAGUGCAUAAGUGGGUGGCAGAGAUUCAGGAAGGCAUCUUUAACAUGCUCACCCUCUUGGUUGAUCUUGUUGUUGCACGCCUGCAUCACCAUCCAGUCUCUCUUGUUCUCAUGGAUACCCUUAAUUUGGCUUUCAAUCGUGAGACAGAGUUCCAGUUCAAAAACCGCUCAAGGAGGGAUAAUCGAAUUGCAUGGGAAGAGAAGUUUAAUGGCUGUGAUUUACCGGCAGUUCCACCACAAAGCUCAAUCAGAUCUGUAGCUGAUCCAUUUGGCUGGCUUACACAUCUUGUCAAUCAUUUUGCCUACAAAGGUGGACUAGAACUGAUAAAGAAGAAUUUAGAGGAGGAAGAAUUGGAUGUAGUGUCAAUGGCUGCCCUCCUGAAACCUUUUGGCACUUGUGCUGAAUUUCUAAAUGCAAAUGUAGCGAAGGAAAUUUUCAGCCCAGGACUGGAAACGGCUGUGAGAUAUGUUAAAGGUUUAGAGGAGAAUGACUUUAAGGAGAAGAAAAUUGGUAGCGUGUCAGAUCUGCUGACAUCAAUGAAACUGAUGAGCAUGCAUCUCUGGCCGUCAAAUGUUGAUGACCUGGACAAUCUUCGACUGGAUGUGGCACGUCGCAUGCUGCAGUCACCACACUUUAAUGCAAAGAUGAAUGCUCUUAAAGAGGUGACAAAGCUGAUUGAGGAAUGCAGUGCUACCAAAGUGGCUCGCACUGCCAUGCACCCAGAUAAAAUACUGGACUGGUUGGUGGAGAACCGAAUUUUGUCCAUUGCCCUUGAAGGCAACAUUGACCAGGCUCAAUACUGUGAUAAAAUCAAAGGUAUUGUUGACUUUCUUGGAUCCAAGCUAUCUGUGGAUGAACUGACCAUGAUUUGGAGAAUGCAGAAUGGGCAAACAAACAAUGUGAUAGACAACAUACACUCCAUCGUGGCUGCUGCAGCAGUCAAGUUUGAUGCCCAACAGCUUGAACAUCUUUUCCGGUUGAUUCAUAAGAAAUGGCGAGAUGAUAAUGACCGUAUGAGAGAAAAGUUGCUGAGUCUCAUAGGGAAGAUUGGCAAAGAUGCCCGUGUUGCUGAAACAACAACUAAAGUUCUGGGGUUGCUGUGGGACUUAGCCCACUUGCCAGCAUUGUCACGGCACUUGUUGGAGCAAGCUCAAGAGGAGCACCAUGCCAUUCUUUCAGACUCAUACAGUGUCAAGGAGCAGGUCAAACUACAAUAUGUAAAUAAGUGUGUGGAUGACAUCAAAAAGGGUGCCUGUGUGUUACCUGCUCUUCGACAGUUGAUAAACAUCAGCAAAAACAUAAUUAAGCAGAGUUUCCAGAAAGCAGACAAGGGUGUCCUGCAUGAGCUCAACAAAAAUUGUGAUGUCCUGAAACUAGUCACAAAUUCUUUGGUCAAAUGCCACAAGCAGGCAGUUUCUGCUGUGAGUGAAAUGGGUCAACUCACACCAGACACUCUUGUGGAUGGUCGCUACACACAUUCAGAUUAUAUGAUGACUCAUCUAAACUUCCUCCAGUACAUACUACAGGAGGGUGUACUUUACCUGCCAUGGAACAGAGCCCGAGACAUCUGGGCAACUAUGGUUGCUAACCCGCGGGCCUGUGACUGGGAUCGAGAGACCUGUUACGAAUGGAUGCGGAAAGGACUAAACGACCUUGAUGUCGAGGCUCAGCCACACCUUUUUCAGAAGGAGAUUUUACGCUUGGAGCCAUCCAGACUUAGUGAAAAAGGCUUCUACUGCUUCAAGUGCUUCUUUGAGAGUGUGAAUAUACGAGAACAUCGUCUGAAGCGGGGGAACAACAAUGUCCUGAUAGUGGAGAAAGGAGAUCUUGUUGGUUUAGAUUACCUGUGGGAGGUCUGUCUGCAUAUACCUGAUGAGAUUAUUGCUGAUGCUGCCAUCCAACUGCUGCUGAACAUGUCUUACAACAGUCUCAAUCCUCGCCUUAAGAAAGAUCCACUGUCUCUUCAAAAAUUUAUAGCUGAAUGCUACACCCGGCUUGAGAUGGCAAUGAUUGGUGUAUGUGGAAAUGUGGUGGCUCAGACAGUGUCCAAUGCUACAAAAAUUCUUGCUGCCACCGUUGUCCCAGAAGUUGCCAAUGUGCCUUUACCCUCCAGGUCUGUGAAACUGCUAGCUAUUGAGCGGUUGUUGUGGAUCGCAGAAGCUUAUAUUUUAAGUGUUGAGGAACUUCACUGCUUCCCACGCACCAUCCUCCCACACGCUGCCUCCUUCCAUGGGUAUCCUCUCACACUCACCAUUCGUUGUGAGGCACUGCACCAAGAAUUCACUGUGCUGUGCCACAGCAAUGAAACACUGGGUUCACUGAGGCAGAAAAUCAUCACUCGCCUCGGUCAGACCCAGGAGCACAUACAGAUCCAUGCUAACGAUAAGCUGCUGUGCAUGACACGUGAUCACAAACUACUGCAUCAGCUGGACAUCUACGAUGGUCAGGUGGUACAGGUGCGGCUGGGAUCUGUUACCCAGGCUGCAUCCUCCACAUCCCUCCCCUCCGCACCGACCAACACCCCCAGCAAGCAGCCAGAGGCUUCUGCAUCAGUGGCCACCUCCAAACAAAGUUUUGAAUUGGAACAGGAGAAAAUGCUGCCUGGCGUUGUGAUGGCCAAAGGUGGAGAAGUGUUCGAAAUGCUCUAUCAGCUUACAGAACUAGAUGAGCCAAAGAUUACUAAACGGGUACAAAAGCUUCUGAUGUUAAUCCCUACAGACCCUGCAGUUUCUGAUGCCCUUGAUAUUAUGACACAAAAGAAUCUGAAGCAAACAUCAUCCUUAGAAGACGUGACUAGCAUUAGUGGCAGCAAAUCCAGCCCACGAAAGUCACCUCGUGCUGCUACCACCAGUUCACGGCAUACUCCACGAGAAGUCAUGAAAAUUUUAUUUGACAGCAGUGCCCCAGACAUGUCGCCUUUCCGAGUCUUGUACAAUUUAGAGGUUCUCAGCAGCAAACUGAUGCCAACUCACAUUGAGGCAGGAUCAGCAGCAGUGACACAGGUGGUUUGUGAAGAGUUCCUCAACAAUGGUGGUCUCAGCCUCGUAGUCAACGUCCUACAGCCAGAGUCACUACCCGCUGACAUUAACUAUGAGAUUCGACAGGGCUGCUACUCCAUUUGUCUUCAGCUUGCCAGGUACCUGCUGUGUGGGCUGAGCGUGACGGAAGAAUCAAGCAGCACCGUUACACUGGACACCAUGACACGACCUGGUGCUGGCAUUGCUACAACUUCACCAGCACACAGCCCUGCCAAGUCUGCCAAGACUUCUGGAAGCAGAGCUAUUCAGACAUUGACUCCUCAAGAAUUCAUCGAGACUGUAUCUUGUUUUAUGAGAGUAACAUGGGCAGGGGCUGCUGGUCGUCUGCAUUUAUUGAGUUACAAUCAGCCGAUCAGAGAAGCCCGUGAUGGGACUGCCUGUGGCCAUCGCUCACGCCAAAGCAGUACAGGGAGUUCAGCCAGUACCAACAGUGAUAGUGACUGUCAGAGCCUGCAUGCUGGAGUGUGCUCACACCAGGUGAGCAUCUCCACCAAAGAUGCCAACAUCGCCCGAGAGGCCCUCGAAAUUCUCAUCACAUGCUUGCAGCUGCGGAGUGAGCUGAUUGCUUCCUUCUAUUCACUGCCAUUCCUGAGUGACUUUGUCAUUGACUUGCUGGUGGGAUGCCCCUUACCAGAUAUGAGGAUAGCCAUGUGUGAACAACUCUGGUUGUUGUGUCAGCUCACACCCGAUGUCUUGUCCCCAACACUUCAGCCCCCUCGUCAGUUUGUGCUGCAGCUGCUGCAACGAGCUUAUCUCCCUUUUUGGGUAACUUCUUCCAGUGCCAGAGGCUCCACCCAGAAGUUACUUAGUCAGUGUUCUCAGUAUUUUGAUUUGCGCUGCCGUUUGCUAAAAAACUUGUCAGCUGAGCUUCAGGAAGACAUGCAGCUUGAUGUAGCAUCUAUGCUAGAAGAUGAGAUUGCUUGGCUCAGCAAUUUUGCUCCAUCACGACAUGCAGAACUGCAGACAAUGGACAAUACCUUGUUGGCAGGACAUCUGCAUCUUAUACGCACUUUGUUUACUUGUCAGGGCAUCAACAAAGAGGAACUUGGUGAGGAGCUUGUCAGUGAUUUGCUCCAUGACUUCCUGUUUCCAGCAUCAAAGCUGAUGAUGGAUAAUGUCAUUCAAAUGUCUGAUGACACUCGGCUGGCAGAAUUCAACCCCAAGUGCUCCUUGCGUGAGUCACGCCGUGCUGCAUUUGAUUUGCUAAUUGAACUGUGCAAUAACUGCCCGCACAACCAAGAGUUGGUCUGCCGACAGCUCUUAGUCAUGCACCACCAGGCAAACCCAGACUGUGCCAAUCAGUGGGAGUACAUGCCUGCUGUUGAUGGUCGGGCAGCGUGCGGCUAUGUUGGACUGAAGAAUGCUGGGGCGACAUGCUACAUGAACUCAGUGCUGCAGCAGCUGUACAUGGUGCCUGGAGUGCCUGAAGCCGUAUUGUCUGUUGAUGAGGAUAGUCCUGAUGAAGACAGUGUCUUUUACCAGAUCCAACAGGUGUUUGGACAUCUCAUGGAGAGCAAGCUGCAGUUUCAUGAGCCAGAACGUUUCUGGAGUAUUUUCAGGCUGUGGGGUCAGACUAUCAAUGUCCGCGAACAGCAAGAUGCCUUUGAUUUUUUCCAGGCCCUUACAGAUCAAGUGGAUGAGCACAUGAAGAAAAUUGGAAAGGAGGAGAUAUUCAAGAAUAAGUUUCAGGGAAAGUUUUCAGAUCAAAAGAUUUGCAAAGACUGUCCACACAGGUAUGAGAGAGAGGAAGCAUUCAUUGCAUUGAACCUAACCGUGAAGAAUGCCACGCUACAGGAUUCCUUGGAUCAGUUCGUCAAGGGCGAACUGCUGGAGGGGGACAAUGCCUACUUCUGUGAGAAGUGUGGGGAGAAGAGAAACACCAUCAAACGUAUGUGCAUCAAGACACUGCCGCCUCUUCUUUGCAUACAACUGAAGCGCUUUGGCUAUGACUGGGAGACUAACAGAGCUCUUAAGUUUGAUGAUUAUUUCAAGUUCCCAUGGAUACUGAACAUGGAGCCAUACACAGCAGAAGGCAUGGCCAGAUUGGAAAUGGAGGCAGGGAUGCAAGAGGCAGCAGGGGAUGUGGGAUCUGGUGCUGGUGAUGGUAAUAUCAUUUCCCUGAACAACGGUGAAGUGUCGGACAGCAGCAGCAGCAGCAGUGGCAUUAGUGGAAGCAGUGGGAUGAGUGCCGGAAGUGAGAUGGGAAGCGGGGACAUGGUGUCGGAGCCAGCUGUGUUGGAGCAGCAGCCCAAGUGCAUUAACUACGAGCUAGUGGGCAUUGUGGUGCACAGUGGACAGGCUAAUGCAGGCCACUACUAUUCCUUUAUCAAGGAUAGAAGGGGAACAGUGCUCACCAACCCUAACAAGGGCAAGUGGUUCAAGUUCAAUGAUACAAUAGUGGAAGAGUUUGACAUGACAGAUAGCACAGUUGAGCAAGAAUGUUUUGGAGGAAUGUAUCGAGCCAAGGUCUUUGAUUCCACAAACUCCUAUCCAGAAGAACGUCUGCGUUACUGGAAUGGUUAUCUGCUGUUUUAUGAACGUAUGGAGGAGCCCCACACACCUACCAGUGCCAAACGCAGUCGUAUUCUGAGUCGUCGUCUUUUGCCUCAUGGAGGGAAGCGCAGCCUGGACUCCAACAGUCUUCUGGAGCUGACAGAGCUGGUGCACAAGGGAGAACAGAGGGGCAUAUUUGUGGAGCGCAUGCCAGCCUCCAUCCAGCAGGCAAUCCAUGCCGAAAACAUCACGUUUGUCAAGAACCGUGAUGUCUACAACCCAGACUACUUCUCCUAUCUUCUCAGACUCAUUUCCCAGAAUUCAGACUAUGUGGAUAGCCCACAGUACAGCAAGAUGUGUGUUAAUGCCAUACAACUGGGAGUGAAGUUUUUGUUUAACACCUACCUCCGUACCAGCCAGAAGAAUCAGAGUGAAUUAGAUGAGUGGGCACAGGUGCUGGAAGUCCUGUUUUCUCAGUGCAAGGAUGCUUGUAUAUGGUUCAUUGACUUCCUGGCUGGUCCAGAUGGCAGCCAGUAUCUGAAGCCUUUCAUUCUGGAAUGUCCCAUCAAGGAAGUGCGUGUCAUGUUUGCCAAAGUUCUUGAACACAUGAUGUCCAGCUUCUUAGCUCAUGGGGGAGUAUCGACUCAGAAGACGUUUGAUGCUUUGGUGGAGCAGUUACUACGCAUGCUGGACAAGGAAGUGGUGGAUUACGUCAGACACUGCAGCCAGUACUUCCUAGUUCUCAAGACAUACAUACAAAUGGGAACCAAAGCAUGUGCCCAUAUGUUUGGCCGACAAGGUUUCCAACGCCUCAUAGCCUUCCUGUUGGGCAACACUGCCAACGGCGUAGACGAGGAUGGAGGCAGUCGUCGAUGGAGCUCAAUCCAGGCACGAGAAUUUGGACACCUGCACAGUUCCUUAGCAAUGCUGAUCCUCAACUGUGACGUGUCUGUGUACCGCACAGAGAGUUUGGGUGAUCUUGCACCUCGGCUACCUCAGAUGGUACAACCCCGCAUCUUUCUCAAGAUGAGUCCUGACAUGCAGAAGUUUGUCUUUGGAGCUGAAUCCGUUCACUACCUCAGAGAGGUGGCGCAGGCAGUCCGGGAAUUGACAACAGGAAAUAUGGCAACAAUCAUCGACAUGCUGCUGUACUGCAGCUUCUGCAACCUGUCUUUCAGUCUGACAUUGGUCAAACAGCUUAUGCUACAGUACACCAAUGCACCAUCUAAUGAGUUGAAAACCAUCUUCAACUUGCUGACAGAAGUGUUGACUCUUGAGGAUUCUUUGCAGCUGACACGCCUCAAGUGGGUUAUCGAUGGUUAUGCUGAUGAAAAAGGAAACAAAUAUGAAGGCCUUAUUUCGGUCAUUCGCUUGGACCAUGUGUCUGACAGCAGACGGUCCUACCAGUGUAUCAAGUUCUUGGUCAGUUUGAGCAAUCGCAGCAGCCUAGCCAAAGACAAUCUGCUGCGCACCCCAUCCAAAUGGCAGUGGGCUGUCAACUGGCUGAAGAAGAAGAUGACUGAGUAUUACUGGAGCACUUCUUCCACAGCCAAUCUCUCCAAUGAUGAUUCUAACCGCAAGUCAUUCCAGCGUACACAGAGUGCACAGUACACCUUGCAAGAGGCCACAGCGCUGCUGACUGAGAUAGGAGGGCUUGAUAAUGGUGGAGAUGCAGAUGCGGCCAACACCAACGUCAGCAUCAGAGGAGGGGUUAUGUUUGAUGAAACCUACUUGACUGUCAACUCGACGUGGUCUUCUACAUCUUCUACAGAUACACAAAAUACUAGCGUCCCAGGUGAGGAUGAGCCGCCUGUUGAUCAGCGUGUGUCGUCUGAUAGUCGGGCUCACUCGCCAUCAACUUUGCCGCUCAGUGUCAGCACAUCAACGACUGCCACCAUUACCACUGCAUCAUCCUCUUCUUCCAGAAGCACUGUGGAGGUCACGUCUUCAUCUCUGUCAACUCCAUCUUCCAACAGCUGAUGCCUGUGGUAUGGAAAUACCAGUGUAAUGGCCUCGGUCUCAAAGGCAGGUUUUAAGCUUGAUGUGUGUGAAGGGGUCAAAAGGGGUCAUUGUUGUGUCCCUAUUUCUGUAAACCAGGAUAUCUUACUCAAGAUACAUUGGAGCGCAUACUAAGACAAUAGUGUACUGUAUUAAUUCAUUUUAGCUUGCACACAGUUUUAUGAUGUACAGAAGAUUAAUGUUGUAGAGUUUGUUUUUGUAAAUUUUAUAGGGUCGCAGGAUUUAAGCAGUCUUUCCUUUUAAGUUGAAAAGGAACUAUAUUGAAAGGAGCAGAGAAAGGUUAUAUAUAUGUGCGUGUGUGUGUGUGAAAGAGAGAGAUUCUGUUUUAAGAAUAAGCUGACUUUUUGUACAAAAAGAUCUGCAUAAAAAUGCCAUUUACUAAGCUGUCCUAUUAAGAUAAACUGCGCCUUAAUACCUCUAAGUUUUGAAGCUAUCAGCAGUAAGAAUGUAACUUUUCUAGACUGUACUAUAUGUAACAUUAUAUUGUGAUUUUAGAAGCAACGUUUUCUUUCAUAGCUCAUGGAAUUUACACUUGUCAUAAUCUUAACUGAUGGAAGUCUAGUUUUUCAUUUAACUUUGGUAUGUUUCCUGGCCACCUUGAAUUUGUGACUGCCUCGGUAUUGUCUGCUGUCACUGUAAUGGUACUGUUCCUGCUUAUUCACGUUUGGGAUAGGUUUGCAGUAUGGUGAUAUAUGCGAAAAUAAAUUAGCAACCCAUUUAAACAAAAAUAAUCAGGAUGUCAUUCAGUCCUUUUGCCAUGUAAUUCAAUUUGCAAAGUUUAUUCUACAACCAAAUUUAAGGCUUUUUUUUUUUAAUUAAAAAAGGCAUCUUUUAAGGGAAAAAUAAAAAGACAUCAUGUUGAAUAUGAAUGCGACUGCGUCAUACCCAUUGGGUUCAAAUUGAGCAACAGAUUGAGUUACCCUGAUAAAAGAUGCAUUCUGCAUUCUGCCAGGGGGUGGGGGGUGGUGGGGAGAGUGCUUAUUUGACUUUGAAUUGUGUGAGAUAUAGCAUAUCUUGACAGGAUAGCUGAAUGUUCUGGCAGUAUGGAAACUUUUCAAGUUUGUCUUCUUUCAUAGCUUCUCUUGAAUGGAGAGAGGGGUUGACACCAGAUGAAGUGUAAUACAAAUUGUCUUUUGGCAAAGAAGUGCCGCAUUAUCUUCAUCAUUCCUGUUGAUGCUUGGUGCUGCUUUUAGUGUAACAGCACAAAAAUCUGCAACAACAAAUGAUAGAUAUUGACCCAAGCAGUAUGUUACAGUUAGCUCAAAAUCUAAAGAGUUCUGGGGGGGGGGGGGCUCUCUUUUUUUCUUUCUUUUUUCCUCCCUACUUUUUUUUUUUAAAGUGCAGCUUUGCAAGUAAAAAAGAUCACUGCUAUGAUGUGUUUAAGAGGAUCAUAGGUCAGAAUGUGUGACAGUGCAAAAUGUUACCCUUUUAAUACUUCAUUGGUCUACUCAGCUUCUUUCCCUUUAUGCCAGUAAAGGUGAAAAGUAAAUGUUGCUUUUUCUUUUUAAUUUGUUUUCUGAAAUGUUAACACAAAAAAAAGACCCUUUACACAAUUGUGUGUUCAAUUCAACUGUGUGAUGGUUUUCUUGAACAAGAUUUCUCGCAAGAAGUUAAAUCCAUCAGGUAUGUCAAUUUCUGCUUACUAAAUUGUACUUGACCUUCAUUUUAGUAGAUUCUUUUAUUUCCUAAAUUUUUUUUUAUAAAGAGAAUGCUAAAAAUGCUGUCCUAGCCUAAGUAGGGUGAGGCCACCUGAUUGGUUUAUUUGCCAGAAAAGAUUGUUUCCAAAAACUUACUGUUUAUUUUCAGGUUGUUUUUUUUUUAAGUUGGAUUUCUUGAUGGAUUCUUACUACCUCCAUUCUUCUGUAUUUUAUAGCUGCUAUUUGUUAUAUUUUUAUCAGAGUGACCAGGACUGUGUGAGGCUCAUAAUGUGCUCAUAAACUUCCAAGAGUUUGAUGUGAGAGAAAUUGGGUGUCUGGGUGAGUGGGUGGAUUUUUGCUUUUCUACACACAGAUUCAGCACACACCUAAUUUCUCCUAAAAUGCGCAGAAUGCUUUCAUUGAGCCCCUAUACACAAGUAAUGUUAGAAUGAUGUCUGCUUGAAUAUGUGCCUAGCUCAACACAAUCAUUGUUUUUUUUUAAGGUUUGUUGGUUUGUUUUUUUAAUUGUUCAUUUGCAGCUGGUUAGCAACCAAAAUAAUGUGUGCCAUACAUGGUGGAAGCAGAAAAUGUUUAUUGUCCUGUGUGAAUGGAUAAAUAAAUACCCAUUGGGGAGGAAAACCAACAGUCACAUACCUUCAUCUCUUGAGGCAAAACAGGGGGUUCCACAAUUAUACAUUGAUAGUGUUUAAUGAUGUUUAAUAGUCUAGCCACACGUUGCUAGACUAUGACAGGGCAAGAAAUCAUGUGAGGUAUUCAAGUAAUGUUGACAUCAGAAGAUUGUGCUCUUAAGUCUUCAGAAAAUUGUACAUUGAUAAAUGCAGCACAUUGCUUUAUCUUCCAGAUGCAAGUUUGAGCAAUGUGAUGUACAGUCAAGUUCCCCUCAUCAUUAGCAUUCCUGCCUUCAGUCACUGGUACAAAAACCUAAAGGAGGUUGGGGAUGGGAAACAGGGCUGUUUAUAGGAGGUCUACUUUCUGUUCUUGUAGUUCCCAUUUAUUGUGAUCUUCCAGUCUGAAUCAGGAUUUUGAAAUAAUUUUACUCUUUAUACAUGAUUUCAUGCCCACAGACAACACAGCUGGUGCACCCAUUAUGCCAAGAUCACUUGUGUAUUUUCUUGAAUUUUAUGCAGUCAUCCUGGGUUCUCCAGAGCACCUUGGUGUUGUGUAAUUCUCUAGUUUAAAGUAUGCAAGUGGGAAUUUAUUCUGCUGGCAUUUUUGAGUGCUAGAGGAUUAAUUUUUGAGUUGAGAAAUCUGAAUGAGUUUUGUAAUUAUUACAUGGAUCAGGAGCCGAGAACCUGGACAACAUGGUGAAGCAUAUAACAAGACUUUGUACAGUGUAUGUAGUUUUGAUUCAAGCAUUUAUGCAAAAUUGGGGCUUGCACCUGAUACAGACAAGUGAUACAGUCCUUUGUACAGGAUAAUGCACACUAGGCCUUUGUACAAGAUAAUUCACUUCAUUUUUUAAAAAAUACAUGUGAGUGGGGAAGGAAGUUGGGUAGGAAGAGGAUGGAAGGGCCGUAAGUUUUCUUUGAUGCAUUUUCUGUGCAUAGUUUGUACAUCUUUUGUAUUGAGUGUACAUACUGUGCAUAAACAAGCUGCUAAGGCAGGUGUGAAUCUGAGAAUGGCUUAAGUCAGUGUUUAAUGCUUGAUUUUUUUUUUUUUUUGGAAUAAAUGUAACGGUUAAAUCUAAAAUGGGCAUGUGCUUUAAAUAUUCUGUGUUUCAUAUUUCAUGUAACAGUAUGGUCAUUUCUAUGCACAAUGUGGCAGCGCCAUGUUAUGCACUUUCUCUCCUCUAAGUUGACCGUCAGGUCUCACAUUUACCCCUCAGGUCUUGCAUAAGCCUAUCCAUAAAUAAGUCUUCCCUUAAGUGUAGCAGUGAAGUUUUACAUCUCUUAAAGGCUUAAGAUUUAGACUGGCCAGAUGAACAGAUCCAGUUAACUAUACUGUGGGUUACAUUCACAUCUUUUUUAUUACAAGGGAAAGUUGGAGGAGGUUAGUCAUCUGUCACCAACAUUUUAACAUUUGGUAUAUUUUCUGCAGUAUGAACUGCAUAGUCUGCAAUAUCGAGGAAGCUGCCCUUGGGAAGUUUGGAACAAAUGUGGUUAAACUAACACCAAGAACCUUUUGUUGAUCACUUUUUACACUCUGAUAUUGGUGACCUCCUAUGUGGGUGGAAAGUAGUUCAGGAAAGAUAAAUCUUGUGAUUGUUGGAAAGGGGGCAAAAGCAGAUGUAGCACCUUGAACUGGUUACAGCCAUAAACAUUUUAGGUGCUAAAAAUUAGUAACCUUUUACCAUCACAAUGAUCUCAAAGCAGGGACCACCUUAAAAAAAAAACAUUAACAUUGGGCAGCUUGAUCUUUGUCAUGCAGUAUAUAUUAAGUGUGCCUAGAAGUUUGGCUCAACUGUACCUCCAUCACCAUGCAGAGUUUUUGUCCCCACAGUUAUGCAAAGGAAAGGUGACUCCAGUUAACCUUGCUUUGCAAACAAAUGCAAUUUUAAGGUUUUCCCCUCCUAUACCUCUAGAAAUUUUGAAAUACUGGCUUUGUUUCACAGUCACAUUAUUUUUAAAACAGCUUGCAAGAUGAGGUAGAUGAGGUACCAUGCUUUAGUUUUUACUGUUAUCAGAAGGAAAAUCUUUCACUGGUGGGUGCUUAAAACUGUAAGAGCUCUUUCCCAGGUUAAAUAGGGUAACAUUUCUGACUGUAAACAGAUGGUCUUAACAUGACGGUGCACGAAUAAGCCCAGAUGGAAACUGGUUUAUUUCCUGUUAAAAAGACUGUAAAAUUCCACGAUUAUCGUAUAAUUUUACCAUUAAUUCAGCAUUUCUUAAUUGAGCGGACAUAAGUUAUAUAAUCUUCCUGUCAUCAUGUGUGCUUACUGGCUCAAAUAUUGCCAUAUUGGGCAUCUAUUUGUGGAUUUGUGUUGGAGUAUUACCUGUUGUUUUCACUAGAUGCUGCCUUACAUCUCUUAAGGAUUUUUUCUGGAAGAAACCUGCUUGUUAUUUUGUAUGCAUGCACACUUUUAUUAGCUUAUUCAAUUUAAACAAGCCCAAGUCUGGGCAACAAUGUGAUUGGUUUCAUGUAGGAGGCAAUAUGAGCUUUUACAUGGUAUGCACAUUUCCUAAACUGCCAAAUGGCACACACACACACUCAAUCUGUCCACAAAUUUAGGGCAGCUCUGGUUUAUGGAAACUUUUUGUUUUGGUUUUUAUAUGAUCAUUGUUCUAGUAAAAAUGUAGCAGAAACAUGUACAUGUUUUAUAAAGGGAAUUGUAUAUUACUGACACAGGUGUAAAUGGAUGGGUAAUUAAACAAUAAUUGCAGUCUUUA
Messenger RNA from Pomacea canaliculata, 13241 nucleotides. RefSeq names its product ubiquitin carboxyl-terminal hydrolase 24-like. The record is from RefSeq and is a predicted model, not a curated record. Gene Ontology annotation, molecular function: protein binding; cysteine-type endopeptidase activity; cysteine-type deubiquitinase activity. NCBI's taxonomy places the organism in Eukaryota, Metazoa, Mollusca, Gastropoda, Architaenioglossa, Ampullariidae. Gene Ontology annotation, biological process: protein deubiquitination. Gene Ontology annotation, cellular component: nucleus; cytosol.